GACCCGGUGCUGUUUUCUGGUUCUCUGAGGUUGAACCUGGACCCCUUUGAAACCUGCUCAGAUGAGGAUCUAUGGAAAGCUCUGGAACUGGCUCAUCUCAGCAGCUUCGUAUCUGCACUACCACAGAAACUGAACCAUCAGUGCUGUGAAGGAGGAGAGAACCUCAGCCUUGGCCAGCGGCAGUUGCUGUGUUUGGCCAGAGCUCUACUGAGGAAGACCAGGAUCCUAGUUUUAGAUGAAGCCACAGCAGCUGUGGACCUGAAGACAGACCAGCUGAUCCAGUCCACUAUACGCUCUCAGUUUGAUGACUGUACAGUCCUAACCAUCGCUCACCGCCUCAACACCAUCAUGGACUAG
Molecule: messenger RNA, 357 nt
Organism: Micropterus dolomieu (smallmouth bass)
Lineage: Eukaryota; Metazoa; Chordata; Actinopteri; Centrarchiformes; Centrarchidae
Product: multidrug resistance-associated protein 1-like
Exons: 2
Biological process (GO): xenobiotic transport; glutathione transmembrane transport
Cellular component (GO): basolateral plasma membrane
Molecular function (GO): glutathione transmembrane transporter activity; ABC-type xenobiotic transporter activity; ATP binding
Source: RefSeq, a predicted model, not a curated record